Messenger RNA from Priceomyces carsonii, 1710 nucleotides. RefSeq names its product SCF ubiquitin ligase complex subunit. Bases 1 to 1710 code for a protein of 569 amino acids. Gene Ontology annotation, cellular component: cytoplasm. The transcript has a single exon. NCBI's taxonomy places the organism in Eukaryota, Fungi, Ascomycota, Pichiomycetes, Serinales, Debaryomycetaceae. Gene Ontology annotation, molecular function: protein binding; guanyl-nucleotide exchange factor activity. The record is from RefSeq and is a predicted model, not a curated record.
AUGACUAUAAGUGACUUAGAUGAUGAUACUUUAAUAACAAUAGUUUUAUUUUUAUCUCCUGAUGAUGUAUUCAAUUUUUCUUUGACCUCGAAGGCGAUACAUCUGGUUCUAACAACGAAUGCAGUUUAUCGAAUACUUUAUUUCAAGAAAUUUGGCUCUAAGCCCACUCCAUUAUCUUUAACAGAAUACAAUUGGAAAGACUUAUUUCAUUUGAGAGCCUCGUCUAAGGCUAAGUUAUAUACCUGGGGUUCAUCGCUGCUUGGGAGGUUGGGUUAUUUAAUAAAUGACAUUCCAGAGAAUCAUACGUCGAUUGGAUUUAUGUCUAAAAAUGUACAUACACCAACCAAUGUACCCAACUUCAAUGGAAACAUCAUUACAGACAUCAGUGCAGGUGGAUUUUCUUUACAAAUUUUAGUUAAUAAUGGCAGUUUAUACUUCACUGGAGCGAAUUGGAAAAAAUCAGAAACUUCAAAACUGACACCUGGACCUUUCCAAUCGCAUGAUUACACACCUUCACCACUGUAUGCAUUAAUUACCACUUCAAUACCACAUGUUGUGAAUCUUGGCUCAAGACGUUUAAUUCCAACUAACUCAGGUUCUCGAAUGCCCGGAUCUUGGUCUAGAAAUGAUAGAGACAUUAGUGAGUCUACCGCAAGCAAUGAACCAAGACGUCCUACGAACCCUAAUUUAACACUUCCUCCGGAGGAACAAUCUUACCCUCCAUCUUUAGAAUCUAUCAAUCAAAAAAGCCCCAAAGAGACUAGCUUUGUAACAAAGCUUGAAAUUCCUGAAGUGGGAAAAACUGACGCAAAGAUAGUAUCUAUUUCAAGUGGAAGGGAACAUAUAAUUGCGUUGGAUAACUAUCAUAAUUUAUAUUCUUGGGACACAGGGAAUACGUCUAAGAUGGCUGUUCGAAUAUUGUUUCCUGGUUUAGAUAACAAGUUAAUCUCUAAGAUAUCCGCAGGAUGGAACUUGUCUGUUUGUCAAAUCGAUCAGAUUGGACUAGUUGUAUGGUAUUCGAGGAUACCACUAACAGAAGAGAAUUAUAUCAAUAAAACCAUGACUUCCGAGGCGAGAUAUGUUAUAAUUCCAGAGACAAAACACAGUCAAAUUGUCGACUUUAUGGCGGGAUGCGACUAUGUCUUGAUUAUAAAGGGUGAUGGGAGACUUUAUCGGUUUUCAAUAAAUGCACACGCUUUUGCAACUGGGGAUCGUGAUGAAACAAUGAUAGAAGAUCUCGAAAAGGUUGAUGAAUUCAACAAAUAUUUACUGGAACGUGGUUCAGAGAUAGGAAAGAAUACUAGAUUCACUAAACUAGAAGGUUGCUAUAAUAAGUUUGUAGUCUUCACUAACGAUGGGCUGGUCUUACUAGGACAGAAAGAUUUGGAAACUCCAAAAAUUCUUCCAGAAUUACAGAAUCGAAAUAUAACUAGCGUUACAAUAGGAGACUACCAUUAUUUGGCAUUAACAAGUAAUGGAGAGAUGCUAAGUUGGGGUACUGAGUCGAAACAAUGUGGAUGCCUAGGGCUUGGACCAAAGCAGGAGAUUAUUGAUAACAACAAUGGCAAUGUGAACGAUUUAGGUAGGCAGAAUGGUAUGGAAGUUUUAAGGCCAAUGAAAGUUAAACGACCGGCUGCUUCAGGGAAAUGGUUGGCAGCAGCAGCAGCAGGGUGGCACUCUUGCGGUAUAUUUGUUCCAAGUUUAGAGUGA